AUGAAGAUGGCGGAUCUGUGAAGGAUGCUGUCAACAAGACUUUAAACUUUCACAUUUUCCGAUCUUUGACCGGCGGUGUUUGGAUAGCUGUCUGCGAGAAUCACCACCUGCCUCCUGACAAGACGAGUUAGAGCGGGCCGGACGAGCGUGGAGGAGAGUGAGAGCGAGCAGCAACAGCGGCGGUGGAAGCAAGCACUGUUGACAGUUCCUGAUUGACCGCUUGCACCAACGCUUGUUGACUAUCAGACAGACCGACCGUCCGACCGACCGCCAGGCAAACAGAUCCACGGGGGGCAUUGAGGAAGCGGUUUGGGCUCUGGACUUCAAGAGAAGACGCCUUAGCGGGAACUUUGAAGGUGUCUACCCGUCUCUCCUCCCACGCCCUAAGGAUGGCCAGGCUGGGGCUCCGUGGGGGGCUGUGUUCACGGAUGUGUCCCAGCGGGGAGCACAUUAAGCAGGGACGCUGCUGAGCCCGGAGGAGGUGACAGGCGAAGGCUGCAACUCCGCCGGAGAGAGGAAGAGAGACGGGAGGGAAAGAGCGAGGGAGACCGAGAAGGAACUAGAGAGGACUGGAGUCGCUGCGCUGCGUGUCUGGGUGGAGGAGGAGGAGGAGGAGGAGGUGGAGUGGAGAGGAGGGGGUGGGUGGAGUGUGCGGAAGCGCGAGCGAGCACGAAAUCUUAUCCUGCGUUAGCAGAACAGACGGUUCGAGACGUGCGACGGACGGACGGACGGACAAGACCGCCGCCGAGAGAGAGAGCGGGAAGGACAGACGAGAGCGAGGAGAGGAGCGGAGCAGGAGAGGGCAUCUGUGACAUCGGAGCACCAACACUACAUGUUCCAUGUGAAGGAGAAGAGGAGCGAGUGAACAACCCCCAGAAAGAGAGAGAGAAAAAGAGAGAGAGAGAAAGAGUGAGAGAGCUAAAACGUGUGAGGGGGAGACGCCGCCAUCACUUCCACGGGGGCGAGUCAUGGGCUAUGGGGGCCAUGGUGACCUAGCGUAAAUGGCUCCUCGUGCCCAGAAGCUGGUGCCAGUGUCUGCUGCUCAACCCUUUUCCUUUUCCUCCCCCACCUCCUCCUCCUCCUCCUCCUCCUCCUCUUUCAUCCCCCCAUUUUCCUCCUCCUCCUCCUCGUCCUGCUGCUGCUGCUGUUCCGUCCCCCGGCGUGUGCAGCCAUGGGCCCCUGGAAGCUGGUGCGGGGCCUCCGGCAGCUGGAGCUCCACCGCCUCAUCCUGGCGCUCAUCGUCUUCUGCCUGCUCUCCAUGGCCUUCCUGGCCUACUACGUCAGCAACAGCCCCAAGAUCAAGGAGGCGCCGCCGCUGCCCUUCAGCGACUGCGGAGGGGGUCAGCGCGCGCCCCUCUUCCUCCCCCCGCAGGCCGGGCGGAGGGGCGCGGCGGGCGGCAAGAUGGCGGACCCGGCGCGCACCGACCCGGUGGUGCUGGUGUUCGUGGAGAGCAUCUACUCGCAGCUGGGCCAGGAGAUCGUGGCCAUCCUGGAGUCCAGCCGCUUCCGCUACCGCACGGAGGUGGCGCCCAGCAAGGGCGACAUGCCCACGCUGAUGGAGCGCGACCAGGGCCGCUACGCGCUGGUCAUCUACGAGAACCUGCUCAAGUACGUCAACCUGGACGCCUGGAACCGCGACCUGCUGGACAAGUACUGCGCCGAGUACGGCGUGGGCAUCGUGGGCUUCUUCAAGGCCAACGAGAACUCGCUGCUCAGCGCCCAGCUCAAGGGCUUCCCGCUCUACCUGCACUCCAACCUGGGCCUGCGCGACUACCGCAUCAACCCCGCCGCGCCGCUCCUCUACGUCACGCGGCCCAACCAGGUGGAGCCGGGCCCGCUGCCCGGCGACGACUGGACCGUCUUCCAGUCCAACCACAGCACGUACGAGCCCGUGCUCCUGGCCAGCACCAAGUCGUCGGAGGCGCUGGCGCACCUGGGCCCCCACCGGCCGCUGCACGCCACCGUGGUCCAGGACCUGGGGCUGCACGACGGCAUCCAGCGCGUGCUCUUCGGCAACAACCUGUCCUACUGGCUGCACAAGCUCGUCUUCGUGGACUCCAUCGCCUACCUGACGGGCCGCCGGCUGUGCCUCCCGCUGGAGCGCCACCUGCUGGUGGACGUGGACGACAUCUUCGUGGGCAAAGAGGGCACCCGCAUGAAGGUGUCGGACGUGAAGGCGCUGCUGAACACGCAAAACAAACUCCGAGCCUUGGUCCCAAACUUCACGUUCAACCUCGGCUUCUCCGGAAAGUUCUACCAUGCAGGUACGGAGGAGGAGGACGAGGGCGACGACAUGCUGCUGACGCACAGGAAGGAGUUCUGGUGGUUCCCGCACAUGUGGAGCCACAUGCAGCCGCACCUCUUCCACAACGUCAGCGUGCUGGCCGAGCAGAUGCGCCUCAACAUGCUCUUCGCUCAGGAGCAUGGCAUCCCCACAGACAUGGGCUAUGCAGUGGCGCCGCACCACUCCGGGGUGUACCCGGUGCACAGCCAGCUCUACGAGGCCUGGAAGGCCGUGUGGGGCAUCAAGGUGACCAGUACCGAGGAGUACCCCCACCUGCGCCCGGCCAGGCACCGCCGCGGCUUCAUCCACAACGGCAUCCAGGUCCUCCCCAGGCAGACGUGUGGCCUCUUCACUCACACCAUCUUCUAUAAUGAGUACCCUGGAGGCUCCAAGGAGCUGGACAAGAGCAUCCGCGGCGGAGAGCUCUUCCUCACGGUCCUGCUCAACCCCAUCAGCAUCUUCAUGACCCACCUGUCUAACUACGGGAACGACCGGCUGGGCCUUUACACCUUUGAGUCGCUGGUGAAGUUCGUCCAGUGCUGGACCAACCUGCGGCUGGAGACGCUGCCCCCGGUGGAGCUGGCCCAGAAGUACUUCGACAUGUUCCCCGAGGAGAGGGAUCCGCUCUGGCAGAACCCCUGUCACGACAAGAGACACAAGGACAUCUGGUCCAAGGAGAAGACCUGCGACCGGCUGCCCAAGUUCCUGGUGGUCGGGCCUCAGAAGACCGGUACCACGGCGCUGCACUCGUUCCUGACUCUCCACCCUGCCAUCACCGGCAGCUUCCCCAGCCCCGUCACCUACGAGGAGAUCCAGUUCUUCAACGGCUACAACUACCACAACGGCAUCGACUGGUACAUGGACUUCUUCCCUUUCCCCUCCAACGUCAGCACGGACUUCAUGUUUGAGAAAAGUGCCAACUACUUCGACACCGAGGCGACUCCCAAGCGCACGGCCGCCCUGCUCCCCCGGGUCAAAGUCCUGGCCGUCCUCAUCAACCCGGCCGACCGUGCCUACUCCUGGUACCAGCAUCAGAGGGCCCAUCAGGACCCGGCGGCCCUAAACCACACGUUCCCUCAGGUGGUGAUGGCGCCUCCCUCGUCGCCCCCCGAGCUGCUCACCCUCCAGAGCCGAUGCCUCAAGCCUGGAGAGUACGCCACACACCUCGAACGCUGGCUGCUGCACUACCCCUCCCGCCAGCUGCAUAUAGUGGACGGCUCCCUGCUGCGCUCCAACCCUGCGCUGGUGAUGGACGGCAUCCAGAGGUUCCUGGGAGUCACCCCCAUCUUCAACUACACACAGGCCCUCCUGUUCGAUGAGAACAAAGGCUUCUGGUGCCAGAGAAUAGAAGGAGGUCGUCCAAAGUGUCUAGGAAAAAGUAAAGGCAGGAAAUAUCCAGAAAUGGCCCCUGAGACGCGUGCCUUCCUGACGGAGUACUACCGUGAGCACAACCUGGCGCUGCUGCGGCUGAUGAACCGGCUGGGUCAGGCGCUGCCCACCUGGCUACGAGGGGAGCUGCAGAGCACCAGCUGGACCUGAGACCACCCCUUUACGGCCCCCCCCCCACACACACACACACACACACACAUGCACACACACACAAACACACUAACCCCACGACCCUCACUGCAGCCUGCCCCUACUGGGGAGGGUUGGGGUUGGAGAGACAGGAGUAUGUGGAGGUGAGGGACGGUGGUGUCCUCAAUCCUCACCCUGGACAUCAUUUGACCGGCCUCCACCGAUGAACUCCUUGAGCGUACUUGAGUGCGCGUGUGUGUGUGUGUGUGUGUGUACAGUACGUGUGUGUCGACAUCAAAUGGACUGCCCAAAUAAGCCUUGGUGCCCAUGUGUACACACACACACACUCACGCAAUCCAUUCGCACAGAAUUGGACCCCCCCCCCUCUCUCUGGCCCAGUGCUGAGAGCAUGGACUCAUACACAGGAGUGGAGGAACUCUUGAUCAGGUGGACGUGUGUUAAGGAUUCCGGGGAAAAGGGAUGGGAGGGGGGGUUGGGGGGUGUUUGCACAGACAAGCAGGAUGUGCCGAGAUUAUAUGGUUACCCAUCUUUACAAGCAUACUGUACACGGACCUUCCUAAAAGAAAAAAAAAGAAGAAAGGAAAACACACUUCAUUAUUCACAGGCCUUCUGAGACUGGACACCCAGAUCACCACCACGUGAUGCACAGCAGAGGAGCUGGACUGCAUGAAUGGACAGACGUCAGGAGUGUGUGUGUGGGGUGGUGUGAGUUUCUGUCAAUCACACACAGGUCCACACACACCUCCCCCUUGUGUUCACAUGUCAAACGCACCUCUCUCUCUCUCUCUCUCUCUGAGGAAUGAUUGUAAAACAAUGUACAUUUUAAGAAAGCGUUGUAUAUUUUGGGUCUACAUUGAGGUGGGUGGGAGCGAUAGAAUGGCAAAAUAGAUGUGGACUAAAACUAGACAGCUGACCAGUGACGGAAAAGAAGCAGCAACUCCCUUUCUCUCUCUUUCUCACUCACUCGCUCUCUUUUUCUUUAGGUAUCAGGGUGGAAACCUCUAGAAACUGAAUAUGGGAGAAGGAGAAGAGUCAUGUCAAAAAAAGCCAGUGGUGUUUUUCGAUUAGCAUUUUCAGUGUCUUUAGUGUUCAAACCCAUUGACACACAAACACACACACACACACUAGCACAUGCGCACACACACACACACACACACACACACACACACACACACACACACAGACACACACACACACACAUACACCCACCCAAAGCUGCUCCACACCUUCACACCCAAAAUAAAAGUUUUAAAAACACCAUCAGUCUUAAUACUGAUUCAUGCCAGGCACACAGAGGGGGCGUCGAAACGGCAUUAUCUUACUGUGUGUUGUCUUAUUCAUGUGUGGUGGCCGACUGUGGGCGCUCUGAAUCAGGAGAGUGGUUGGUUGUGUUGAUGGAUAGGUGUGUGUGUGUGUGUGUGAGAGAGAGAGAGAGAGAGAGAGAGAGAGAGUGUGUGUGUGUGUGUGUGUAUGAACAUGCAGAAUGACUUGGCUGAGGCAUCUCUACCUCUGCACUCUGCUCUUAGCCUUGGAAGUGAGAUGUUGCAAUGAAAUAUGCAACUUGUGUUGCCUGUGUGCCUGGCAUGAAGAGGUGUACUGUGUGUGUGUGUGUAUGUGUAUGACUUUGUUCAGUGAGUGCGUGUGUGUGCGUAUCUUUGGUUUGUGUGUGUGUGUGUGUCGGUCAUUGUUGAGAAAGUUAGAGGAUGGGAGAGGCUGUAAUUCACAACCUGUGGUUUACUCUGCAGCUGAUACAUUGCUGUCUUGUUUUUGCCGUGUUUAUUUUGUAAACAAAAAGUCUUUUAAAAAUGACCAACACUGUAUUAUCUCUAAUAAACACUUAGAGAGGUUGGAAA
Messenger RNA from Sardina pilchardus (European sardine), 5676 nucleotides. RefSeq names its product N-deacetylase/N-sulfotransferase (heparan glucosaminyl) 2a (gene ndst2a). Gene Ontology annotation, cellular component: Golgi apparatus. Gene Ontology annotation, molecular function: heparan sulfate N-sulfotransferase activity; deacetylase activity. Bases 1172 to 3823 code for a protein of 883 amino acids. The record is from RefSeq and is a predicted model, not a curated record. The transcript has 18 exons. NCBI's taxonomy places the organism in Eukaryota, Metazoa, Chordata, Actinopteri, Clupeiformes, Clupeidae.